Molecule: messenger RNA, 1560 nt
Organism: Grosmannia clavigera kw1407
Lineage: Eukaryota; Fungi; Ascomycota; Sordariomycetes; Ophiostomatales; Ophiostomataceae
Product: cytochrome p450 benzoate 4-monooxygenase
Exons: 2
Coding region: 1-1560 (519 amino acids)
Molecular function (GO): heme binding; monooxygenase activity; iron ion binding
Source: RefSeq, a predicted model, not a curated record
AUGGAGCUCAUCUACUACGCUAUACUCGCUGGCGUAUUGCUGCCGGCCUGGUUCAUGUCCUACUGGAUUGUGCCCUACUUCACCACCUAUGCCCACCUCAAGCACAUCCCGGGCCCGUUCGUCGCAAAGUUCAGCAACAUCUGGCUGGCCACUGGAGCCCAUGGCGGCCAGAAGUUCGUCUGGGUCGACUGGGCACAUCGCAAGUACGGCAAGGUCGUUCGUGUCGGCUUCAACCAUGUGUCCAUUGCCACACCAGAGGGCCUACGCAUCGUGUAUGCCCAUGGAAACGGCUUCCUGAAGGACCACUUCUACAACGCGUUUGUCUCCGGCGUGCCGGGCGUCUUCAACGUGCGCGACCGCACCGAGCACGGUCGCAAGCGCAAAAUCGUUGCCCACGCUUUCUCGCCCGGAGCUGUUCAGGAUUUUGAGCCGCAUAUGACCAACAACCUGGAGCGCUGGGUAGGCCAGCUCGACAACAUCGCAUCACACCCCGACUCACCCGACGGAUUUGCCAGCAUUAACAUGAUGCCAUGGUGCACCUUUGUGGCCUUUGACAUCAUUGGCGACCUCGCCUUCGGUGCGCCCUUUGGCAUGGUCAUGCGUGGCCGCGACGAAUGCGAGUCCACUAUGCCCGGCAAGGCCACAAUCUAUGUUCCCGGUGCCGAGACGCUCAACCGCCGUGGCGAGGUCAGCUCAACCCUGGGUCUGCUGCCGCAAAUCCGGCCUUUUGCCAAGUACCUGCCCGACCCCUUCUUCUCGCGGGGCCUCCAGUCGGUGGCCAACCUCCACGGAAUCGCCGUUGCCGCCGUCGACAAGCGUCUAGGCUCCCAAGACGCUGCCGAGAAGGGUGGUAUUGUCGCCCAGGGCCGCCACGACAUCCUCGAGAUGCUGUGCCGCGCUAAAGACGGCAGCGGCCAGCCCAUCAAGCGCGACGAGCUUAUCUCCGAAGCCCUGACGCAGUUGAUCGCCGGCAGCGACACCGUCUCCAAUACUGCCUGUGCCGUUACCUACUGGAUCCUUCACGGCGAACGGGCUAAGCCCGGCUCUGUUCUGCCCCGCCUGCAGGCCGAGCUUGACGCCGCCGUUCCUGCCGGCACCGCCGUCGCCUCUCACGCUAUGGUCAAAAACCUCAAAUUCCUCCGCCAGUGCAUCGAUGAGGGCAUGCGUCUGCACUCCACCUCCGCCCUCGGCCUGCCGCGCAUCGUCACCGCACCCGAGGGAAUCGACUGUGAGAACGAGCACUUCCCCGUCGGCACCGUCCUGUCCGUUCCCAGCUUCUCCAUCCACCACGAUGCCGACAUCUGGGGCCCCGAUGUCGAGGAGUUCCGUCCCGACCGCUGGCUGGAUCUCACCCCGCGUCAGCGCAUCUGCUUCAACCCCUUCUCCUUUGGGCCCCGUGCCUGCGUCGGCCAGAACGUCGCACACAUGGAGCUGGCCCUGAUAAUCGGCACUGCCUUCCGCCGCUACGACUUUAACCUGUAUCAGCCCCAGCUGAUGUCGCAUGAGGGCUUCAGCAAAAAACCUGUCGAUUGUUGGGUCGGUAUUCGCCGACGUAACUGA